AUGAUGUGUGCAGAUGUGCAGUCCCCGGCUCACCAGGGCAGGUUUAUUUGUAUCUACCCUGCUUAUUUUAGCAAUAAGAAGCCCAUAGCAGAGGGGAGGCCGAUUCCCUUAAGAAAGACUGUAGAAAACCCUACUGCUACUGAGAUUCAGGAUGUAUGCUCAGCAAUUGAGCUGAAUGCAUUUUUGGAGAAAAACAAAAUGCGCUCUGGAGAAUGGAGCUGUGAUGUUCAGUCCAGAGGCAGAGUCUGGGCACAGCUCAAACAGGAAGAUGGCAGCCUCUGUCCUGUACAGGUCCCGUCAGGUAAGUCAGUGAUGCUGUAUGUGGCAGGAACGAUAGCCAAGCUAAAAGCAUGA
This is a messenger RNA of Chionomys nivalis (European snow vole), 354 nucleotides long. RefSeq names its product signal recognition particle 19 kDa protein-like. NCBI's taxonomy places the organism in Eukaryota, Metazoa, Chordata, Mammalia, Rodentia, Cricetidae. Gene Ontology annotation, biological process: SRP-dependent cotranslational protein targeting to membrane, signal sequence recognition; SRP-dependent cotranslational protein targeting to membrane. The transcript has a single exon. Gene Ontology annotation, molecular function: 7S RNA binding. The coding region runs from base 1 to 354 and encodes 117 amino acids. Gene Ontology annotation, cellular component: signal recognition particle, endoplasmic reticulum targeting. The record is from RefSeq and is a predicted model, not a curated record.